AUGAAAGCAGUUAUCAUCACCCAGCCAAAGACCGAAGGCCUUGUCGCCGACAGACCCCUCCCCAAGCUCCGCGAUGACUACAUGCUCGUCAAGACCGUCAGUGUCGGCCUGAACCCCACGGACUGGAAGCACGUUGCUUACCUCUCGCCCCCGGGUGUCCUCGUCGGAUGCGACUACUCCGGUAUUGUCGAGGCUGUCGGCAAGGACGUUAAGAAGCAAUUUGCGAAGGGUGAUCGUGUGUGUGGAUUCGCGCACGGCGCAAACGCAGUGCAGCCAGAAGAUGGCACUUUCGCCGAAUACAUCGUUGUCAAGGGUGACGUGCAAUGGAAGAUCCCUGAGAGCAUGAGCUUCCAGGAAGCCGCCACUCUCGGAGUUGGCAUCAGCACCGUCGGACAGGGUCUGUACCAGAGUCUGAAGCUUGCGCUUCCCACCGAGCCAAUUAAGGAUGCAACUCCAAUUUUGAUUUACGGUGGCUCCACCGCGACUGGUACAUUGGCUAUUCAGUUUGCCAAGUUGUCUGGCUACAAGGUUGUGACGACUUGUUCGCCUCGGAACUUCGAGUUGGUCCGCAGCCUUGGCGCUGACGAGGUAUUCGACUACAAUGACCCCGAGGCUCCGGCCAAGAUUCGCAAGACUACCGACAACAAAUUGAAGUACGUCUUUGAUUGUAUUUCGCUUGAGUCUAGUGCUGCCUUCUGCGACAACGCUCUUUCCACCGAGGGCGGCGAGUACAGCGCCCUCCUGAGCGUUAAGAUCCAGCGUGCCAAUGUCAACGAUCGUUUCACCCUUGCUUACACCACUAUUGGAGAGGCGUUCUCUUUCGGUGACAUUCCCUUCCCCGCCAAGCCUGAAGACAAGGCUUUCACUGAGAAGUGGGUCCCCAUUGCAGAGGGCUUGCUUGCUGAAGGAAAGAUUAAGGUUCACCCGCCCAAGGUUGGCCAGAAUGGUCUGGCGGGUGUUAUUGACGGCCUCAAGCUACUGAAGGAGGACAAGGUCAGCGGCGAGAAGCUUGUCUACAAUGUGUCUGAGACCCCAUGA
Messenger RNA from Penicillium soppii, 1038 nucleotides. Its product is annotated as zinc-binding alcohol dehydrogenase family protein. Lineage: Eukaryota; Fungi; Ascomycota; Eurotiomycetes; Eurotiales; Aspergillaceae. The transcript has a single exon. Gene Ontology annotation, molecular function: oxidoreductase activity, acting on NAD(P)H. The record is from RefSeq and is a predicted model, not a curated record. Bases 1 to 1038 code for a protein of 345 amino acids.